Ostrea edulis (European flat oyster) is the source of this 3545-nucleotide messenger RNA. RefSeq names its product V-type proton ATPase 116 kDa subunit a 1-like. Gene Ontology annotation, molecular function: proton-transporting ATPase activity, rotational mechanism; ATPase binding. The record is from RefSeq and is a predicted model, not a curated record. The coding region runs from base 198 to 2711 and encodes 837 amino acids. The transcript is spliced from 22 exons. Gene Ontology annotation, cellular component: plasma membrane; vacuolar proton-transporting V-type ATPase, V0 domain; vacuolar proton-transporting V-type ATPase complex. NCBI's taxonomy places the organism in Eukaryota, Metazoa, Mollusca, Bivalvia, Ostreida, Ostreidae. Gene Ontology annotation, biological process: proton transmembrane transport; vacuolar acidification.
UAAUGAUGUAAUUGGAGUUACCGCCCUUUCUUCAACUCUUCAUUGUUGGUGACGUAAAAUCUUAUGAUCAUCGAUUUUGUUCGAUGCUUUUAGAGCCGGAGCUGAGCUGUUAGCAUAAUUUAUCAGAAAUGUAUUAAUUCAGUUUGGAGGACAUCUGGAUUCUCGAUACGAUAGAAGAAAACUAAAAUCAUUUGACAAUGGGUUCCCUGUUUAGAAGUGAGGAGAUGACAUUAUGUCAGCUGUUUCUGCAGUCGGAGGCAGCUUAUGCUUGUGUGUCAGAACUCGGGGAGCUGGGCCUCGUACAAUUUAGAGAUUUAAACCCAGAUGUAAAUGCUUUCCAAAGGAAGUUCGUGAAUGAAGUGAGACGGUGUGAUGAAAUGGAGAGAAAGCUACGAUUCUUGGAGAAGGAGAUUAAGAAGGAUGGAAUUCCAAUGCUGGAUACCGGUGAUAAUCCGGAAGCUCCAGUUCCCAGAGAAAUGAUCGAUCUGGAGGCCACCUUUGAGAAGUUGGAGAAUGAAAUGAAGGAGGUCAAUGGCAACACAGAGGCACUGAAGCGGAACUACCUAGAACUAACUGAACUGAAACACAUUCUGAGGAAGACCCAAACUUUCUUUGAGGAGGCUGAAAUUCAUCAUGUUCAGGCCAUGCAUGAUCCAAGUCUGACGGAGGAAAACUUCGGACUCCUAGGUGAGGAAUCUCAUCGGUCGGGCCAGGCUCUCAGACUAGGGUUUGUGGCUGGUGUGAUAGUACGGGAGAAAAUUCCAGCCUUCGAGCGAAUGUUGUGGAGAGUGUGUCGAGGCAAUGUCUUCCUUCGACAGGCCGAAAUCGAGUCUCCUUUAGAAGACCCUGUCACGGGAGAUCAGGUCAACAAAUCUGUCUUCAUCAUCUUCUUUCAAGGGGAGCAACUCAAGUCCAGGGUCAAAAAGAUAUGUGAAGGAUUUAGAGCCACCCUUUAUCCCUGUCCUGAGACCCCGGCAGAAAGAAGAGAAAUGGCUAUUGGAGUGAUGACCAGAAUCGAAGAUUUAAACACAGUUCUGGGCCAGACUCAAGAUCAUCGACACCGAGUUUUAGUAGCUGCAGCUCGGAACAUUAAGAUUUGGUUCAUCAAAGUCAGGAAAAUCAAGGCCAUCUAUUACACGUUAAAUAUGCUCAAUCUGGACGUGACCCAAAAAUGUUUGAUUGCCGAGUGCUGGUGUCCAGUGCAAGAUCUGGACAGAAUUCAGCAAGCACUCCGAGGAGGCACGGAGAGGAGUGGAAGCUCUGUUCCAUCCAUCUUAAAUCGCAUGAAAACGAAAGAAAUUCCCCCCACAUAUAACCGUAACAACAAACUCACGCAAGGUUUUCAGAAUAUCAUUGAUGCCUAUGGUAUUUCCACAUACCAGGAAGUCAACCCAGCUCCCUGGGCCAUCAUUUCUUUUCCAUUCCUGUUUGCUGUGAUGUUUGGUGAUUUCGGCCAUGGUUUCAUCAUGUUCCUUAUUGCUCUCUUCCUUGUCACAAGAGAGAAACAACUCCAAGCUCAGAAAAUUAACAAUGAGAUUUUCGAUAUGUUCUUUGGUGGGCGAUACAUCAUUCUGUUGAUGGGAAUCUUCUCUAUGUACACCGGACUAAUUUACAAUGACAUCUUCUCCAAGUCCUUCAAACUGUUCGACUCCUCGUGGGCGCCACAUGAUCCUCUAACAUCUGAACCUUACACAGCUGAUACCUUGAGAGGGUCCACAUCUCUUCAGCUGGACCCUAAUGUUUCCUAUCCCAAGGGAGGACCUUACCCAUUUGGUUUGGACCCUGUGUGGUCUCUAGCCAGCAACAAGAUUACUGCAUUGAACUCCCUUAAAAUGAAGAUAUCUGUUAUAUUUGGUGUCAGUCAGAUGUUUCUAGGUGUAGCAUUAAGCAUUGUGAAUCACAGAUUUUUCAACAGAAAAAUAAACAUCUACUGUGACUUCAUUCCGCAAGUUAUCUUUCUGUCCGCCAUAUUUGGCUACCUUAUCAUAGAGAUCAUCAUCAAAUGGAUUGUGUUCUCCUUCAGGAACGUCGGCGAGGCACCCAAUUUACUGAUAGGACUUAUUCAGAUGUUCCUCUUCCAAAGUGACAAGAAAAAUCUGUGGUAUACAGGCCAGACAAGCCUGCAGACUUUCCUAGUAGUGCUGGCAGCGAUAUGUAUUCCUUGGAUGUGGUUGAUCAAGCCAUUCUAUCUGAGACACCAACACAGGCAUGGCCAGUAUCAGUACCAGGAAGUCCCCACCAGUAACUUAAUGGAUGAUAGUGACGGCGAGGAAGUGAUCUACCACAGUGACUCAGAGAGGUCACACUACGACCCUGACCCAGAGGAGUUCGAUUUUGGAGAGUUGUUCACCCAUCAAUCUAUACACACCAUAGAAUACUGCCUGGGCUGUAUCUCCCACACAGCCUCAUAUCUACGUCUCUGGGCACUUAGUCUGGCUCAUGCCCAGUUGUCGGAGGUGCUGUGGACUAUGGUGAUGAGAAUAGCUCUGCAGAUGGAUGGAAUAGUGGGGGCAUUUGUUCUGGCAGGAGUCUUUGCAUUCUGGGCCUGUGCUACGGUCAUUGUACUGAUCCUAAUGGAAGGCCUGUCUGCGUUUCUUCACACCUUACGUCUUCACUGGGUGGAAUUCAAUUCUAAAUUUUACGAGGGACAGGGCUACAAGUUCCAUCCAUUCUCUUUUGAAGAUUUAUCUGAGUACAGCAUUGAAGACUAGAAUACUCCUUUAUUGGUUAACUGUGCUUAUUUGUUGGUCUAUUUUUAACUUUCUCCACAAGUAGAGAGGUAUUACAUACUGAUUAGAGUGAUCUCCCUUAACCGUUUUACAGAGUUAUUUCUCUUAAUCACCGUGUGUUAGUGCAUGUAUAGUUUCAUCAAUUAUAUAUAUAUAUACAUAGGAGUUUAUUUAUUGUGAAAAAGAGAGAAAUUUUUUGAGGCAUAAUAGACAGGACAUAUGGAUUAUGAGCUUUAUAUUCCUUGACAUGGGAAAUCCAAAGAUUUAAUAAUCUGCAAAACUUUAAAUCUUUAAAAGCCACACUAAUCUUAUUUCAUCCCUAUCAUGAAUUAUGGUUUUGAUUGUUGUGUCAAGACUAGCAGUAAGAUUUAGUAUAUUAUGGAGAAUUAUAUUACCAUGUUAGUACUAUCCUAGAAUUGUGUGAAAUCUACCACUCCGUGUCUGAUUAUUUAUCUUGGGAGAUUUCUUGAUUGACAGGUUGAGAUCUCCCACAGCUGUUCUUAUCAUUGUAUCAUAUAUCUUAAAUUCUGUGUUUUUCUUGGGUUAUGUUUUGUCUUUAUCAUAAACUACUGAUGCAUUGCUGGUGAAGUAGCUCUUAGGAAUUCUUAGAUUAAAACAUUUUGCUGUUGAUUUUUCAAAAAUCUGUUGUGAUCAUUUUUCCUGCAUUUGUGAGAUACAAUGAUGUUGGACUUUUGCCAAGUACUGAUAUUCUAUAAUUAUUACUAUUCAUUGUUUGUAUGUCUGUUUUCAAAACUUCGUAAGUGGUGGAUGUUAAAUGUUACAAUUUGAAAUAAAUGAGAGAGAAAAAUUGAAAAA